AAAAUUGUUUGAUGCUGAGUUGCCGGAACUCUUUCAUAAGAUAAAGAUGCCUAUUGCAACAACAGCCAGCUAAAAAGGUAGGUUUGUUAUCCACUUCCCGAUUAAAAACAAUGUGGUCUGUUACAAUCGAACUUUCCCUUGCCGAAUUCACUGCAAAAACUGAAGAGCUAAUAUCUAGACACCAGGAAGUGGACUGAAAAAUCGAGGCGCAGUUAAGCGUUUUAAACCAUCUUCCAGGUAUCUGGAGACUACAUGAAACACUGAUUAUGGAGUGCUUGAUGUAGACUCUCAAAUAGCCAACAGUUCUCAAAGAAAUUCAAUGUAAAGGUUCAUUGCAAUUUGGCAAACGUCACGGUGGUGACUGCCUUUGCCUCCCAAGUUUAUAACAUCACAUGCUGGCAGCUAAAGUUAGGUAAUUUGUGCGAACAAAUUUCACUAGCCCAAAUGUAAUAAGCUGGUGCGCAUUACUUUCAAAAAGAUUAAAUUAAAUUUGGUUCCCAUGAUAUUAAGACCGACAUAAUUCUGUAUUUGUGGCUCGCAUCACUUCCUGUUCACUGUCAUAACGGACCGUGUAUGACAUGCUGUCGUGACUUAUUGACUAUGAUGCCAUUCACAAUUUUCUUUUUCAACAAUAGAGUAAAUUCAAUGGGUAGGACUUGCCGUCUUGCGGGUCACUACAAAUCGUCUGGCCAAAGAUUUGUUAUCAUUUACUGUUAGAGCAGAAUCUAUAAGCCAUAAGGGUGAUACAGAGUCAUUUUGCUAUUUUCUAAAUCUAAGUCCCAGAUGAAAAUGGCAAUUUUGUCAAGUCCGUGGUUAAAAUUGGCAGCAUUAGUAUUGUUAUAAUUUGGAUGCAAACAAAUUAAACUAUGGCCCAUAUUUAGCAACACCCUCUGGCAACAAAAAUACUCCAAAUCUCAAAAAUAUUUUAAGAACACUGAGACGGCUCACGAAAAACCACAACUGUUACUCAGCCUACGUCAUGCUUGAAAAGGGGCCGAUAUACAGUAAUUUGAAAUGUUAACUAUUCAGUCAUUGUGGAUGAUAUCCUGGGAGGAUGUGGAGAUUCUUAAGAUUUAUUUUACUUACAUUUUUAAGUACAUAUGAGAGGAACAAAUUGCUACCCAAAGUUGUGGAGAGAUUAAUUAUGUCUUGAACGCUCUGUCCACCGAAAAGUGCCGGUUCCCCUUAAUUCUCCACCGAAAAAUAUUUGUACGUGACUAACCCCACUCAACGUACACGUCCAACAACGGGGCUCUCUUUGAAUGUAAAAUCUCCGAUUUAGAACAAACAUAAGUGCUUUAUUUUUUGGUUCACCUUUUUUUUUUUCUAGAUUGAAAGAUUUGUGAUUUGAUGUAGCCCUGAUGAAAGCCGUCGAAGAAUUUCGUAUCUUCACGAUCUUGUGUGUUUUAGCUAUAAACGCAUUUGUUUGUAGUAAGUAAGAAAUAUAUGUGAAAUUUAUGGUGAAUAUGUUAUCAUCUGAUUAUACUGCGUGAUGAUGAUACGUAGCGACUCGCUUUCUUCUUGUGGAUUUUUUAAGAUAAAAAAAAUUGUCAAAAUUUGGCGUGGUCUUUCUCUGUGACUAUGCAACGCAAUGAUCAUUUUCCCUGAACCUUUUGAUUUUGGAGAUUUUAAGUCCCAAAAAAUUGCUUUCACUAAGCUGCAGCUUGAAACAGGUAAUGGUCAUCGGUUAUACAAAAAUGUACAUAAAAAUGGUGAGAAAAAAAAGUAAUUUAUUUGUAAAUAUAACAGUCGAUAAGAUCUCCUUGACUUUAUGUGCUGUUCUUUCUCUUAAUUAGUGUCACAAGAUACAUUUUUCAGUUCGAAAAAUUCAAGGUGAGUUCCUUCUGCCUUCAACGCUAUGCUACAAGUUGAAAUAUCUACUGAUCUACAACAAAUCGUGAACUCGAGCAAGGAAGAUGACCUAAAACAGACUGUUAAGACCUAACACUCCAAUUUGUAUACUGAAGUACAAACCUGCCUUCCCUCAACUCCACCUCCAUGACUCCUCCCCCCCGCCCCCGCGUCCCCCCAAAAAACCUACGUUCAAAGUUCUAAUUCUAACAUUAACGUUUAAGGUGAAUAUCCCCGUUUAAAUUAUGUUUUCUUUACCUAUUAUCUCAUCCAUAUUUGUGAAGAUAUUAUUAUUUAUUUUAUUCCAGCUGUGUCCAAGCAGAGUCCGAAGUCAGCCUUUCUCAAAAGAGAGCAUCGUGUGUUUUUUACCUUAAAACAGGACAAAGUUGUGAAAAUAUUGUCGGUAAUCAAUAUGUUUUUGACAUAAAUGGAGAUGAUCUGAGAUUAAGCAAGAUAUUAACGGCAAACUUUGAAAAUUACAUAUCUUUUUAUAAAAUUUCUGAUCGAUGUAAACCAGUUAUCUCAGAAUUAUAUUGCCGUUAUCUCCUUCCACUCUGCGAUACUUCCUUGAGCAAACCUUACCCUCGCCAAAUUUGUCGCACUUCCUGCGUGUUCGCCCUUCACGUCUUGUGCAAAAGAGAAUUGGCUCAAUUCAGAGAGAUAGCGGGACAAGAUUCCGCUUUAGACCCAAAGAUGAUUAACUGUUCGAUGUAUCCAUUGGAUAGUGGUGGAGAAGCGCCGGAAUGUUACCAGUAUCACUCAUUGCCAGGUAAGUUUAAACUUCUGCUUGGGAUGCUUUUAAAAACUCUACGUUGACCUUUUUCAUAGCCAAAAACACGGUUUAUUCUAACUUUCAUAUUCAGAUCAACCUAUUCUUGACCAGACCUUUGCAACAGGUACAACAGGACCCCACUGACGACAGUGUCUUUAUACACUGAUGGGUAUUUUAUCCUGUUCAAAUAUUCGCUAUUAUUAUUCUUUUUCUUAAGGCCUGGUUCAGACGCCGUACUUUUCAUGUGCCGAACCUAACUGAAUAAGUUCGACUUUGGAGCGACACUGGCGCGACAUCUGAUUCAGAUGGCGUACCGUGUGUCGAACCUAAGUUAAGUUCGACAAAAAUUCGACAGACUCUGUCGAACUUAACGCUUUUGCCGCACCAAACUAAAACUGCCGUACCAAAUUGAUUCAGACGCUGCUCUUUUGCCGUACUUAAUUCGUCAGUUAGGUUCGGCACAUGAGUGGAGCGGCGUCUGAACUGGGCCUUAUUCUUAUUCUUCUUAUUAUUGCGGGCGUUAAGAAGAGCCCCCAAUCCUAAUCUCCAGGUUGUUAUUACGCAGUCCAGGCAUGUCUCAUCAAUGAAAUCAAUGACAUCAACGACAACAAUGUGUAAUCGAUGAGUAAUCCAUGGGUGAUCAGUUGAUUAGUCAUUGAUUAUUGCCGAUGAUCAAUAGGUAAUCGAUGAGUAAUCGAUAGGCCACAAAAUUUUCAGUCAUUGAUUACUCAUCGAUUGCAUUGAUAAGUCAUUGAUUGCAUUGAUUACUCAUCAAUAUCAUCGCGUGGCUGAGAAUGACAUUUCCACAUUCUCGAGGGCGAUCCAAAAGAAAUGGUAUUCGGUAACAGAACCAUAAAUGAGAGGUGUUCUUCAUCCGGCUCAAAAUAUCUUCAGCAAAAUCCCCAAUCGUAUGGGCGCCACGAGGGCCACAUAUAUCACAUCGCCGAAUUUUUGGCUUGGUAAGAUGGAAGGCUUUAUAUCCCUUCUACUGGACGCCAGAACAGAUUUUUUUAUUGCCCAUGAUAAACGAUAUGCAAUGUUUGCCGGUUCAAGUGAAGAGGAUAACAAUUGCUCCAAACUAAAGCGUAAAGAAAUCAUAUGUGCAUGAGAAAAUACCGGCUUUAUUAUUGGACAAAUUAAACGAAUCACUACAAUUCCAGGAAGAGAAAAAAAAGGCGCAUUCACAAUUUGACUGGAAAAUUUCUAAAACGGAUCAUGUGAGACUAGCUGCUAAUGUAUUUGUUUGCAACUUAGACCGCGCAAAGGUUACAAAGCUAGCAAAGAGGCUUUUUCUUUUGAAAAAAAAAAUAUUAUUCUUGACUCUCGUCAGUUCAUCCAGAAUAUUCCACGAACUCCAUCCGGCAGAUGGCAUUCUUGUCCUUGAUAACGAAAGACUUGCUUUAAUCGGUGGAUACCGCGAACGACUUGAACGUCGGGAAACGAAACCCGAGGAAGCGGCAAAAAGGGAAAAACAUCAAAAAACGAACGUAUGAAACAGGGACCAGCAGGGAAUAUGACAGUAGCGGUUUUGAAGGAACUAUUAAAAGAUAAAGGAAUUGCCUUCAAUUCAAAGGCCAAAAAAUCGAAACUUGUUAAUCUUUUUAACGCCGCUACCUAUACCUCUGGUAGACCUAGCUACAUGAAAGUGAGAGUGCCAGUUGCAACGCUGCCAUGUACUGUAGCUGCUUACGACAGUAGUAUUCCAAAGUUAAGCAGGUUUAGUUUUUCUUUGUAAAUAAACAGUUACCUCAGGAAAUAUCACGCCAUUUAUCUUCUUGAUACGCAUAAGGCUCAGCAUCUUUGUAGCAGUGUUGUCAUCGUUAAGCUGUUUUGUUAUCAUUAGGAAAUUAAUGAAAACGUACAAUCAAAACUGAAGUGUCGGUAUUUUCUGAGAGCAUCGCUAUGUCUGCAUAUGUUUAAGAGCGGAUAGCCUAUGGGUCAGUCUCGCCUACGUUAUGACUUCAUUUACAGGUAAACAUCAUUUCAAUAUUAAAGGGUAUUUCUCCAUAUUACUAGCAGAAGCUGGCGGGAAAUUCGUAAUAGAUGAGUAAUCAAUAGGUAAUCAAUGAGUAAUCAAUGACAUCGAUGACUAAUCAGUGACAUCGAUGAGUAAUCAAAAGGCCACAAAAUAUUUUGUCUUCGAGUAGUCAUCGAUUAUUCAUUGAUCAUUGGCAAUAUACAAUGACUAAUCAGCUGAUUACUCAUUGAUUACCCAUCGAUUACUCAUUGAUGUCAUUGAUCAUUGAUGAGAUACGCCUGGUUAAGUGCGCUGUUACAAGCUUAUACAUUCAGCCAAACAUAAAGGUAUAUGUCUUAUAUCUGUGCAUACGUCUCAACUAAAAACACAAGACUGAACGUUGUUAUUUCUUAUCAAUUUCUGAUAGGUGAUGAAACUAAGAGUAAAGGUUUGUAAUAGGAAUGUUUGUCUAUAUCUGUAGAUUGGUUCUGUAUCUUUAAUUUGAUUGUCACUAACAGGUAAUUCAUAUUUCCCACUACCCGCCAUUAAGGCUGUAAUUUCAGAGAGAUGUAGCAACAACGUAGCUUCACACUCAAAGAUAAAUUAAGUGUUGUUAAGAAAUCUGCGCUGCAUAUAUGCACUGAAACUAUACUACAGCUGUACACUCGUUCUUUUGCCUCAGUCAAAGAUUGGAAAAUCAUUUAGUUUUUUUCAAGUUAAAAGAGUUUUCUCUCCCCACUUUUAAAAGUUUUAAGGAGCAUUUAAUAAUCCAGAAGACCAUUAAGUAAUUUUGACCCCCAUGUGUUAAGCUCAUAUCGCCCCAUGUAAGGUAAUUAACAAUUAUUCCUUGAGCCCGAAUGGGCUCUGAGGCAAUAGUCCAUGAGGCCUUCGGCCUCAUGAGCUAUUGACUCAGAGGUCUUGAGGGCGAGAGGAGUAAUUGUUUCAGUAAAAUCCAACUAGUUGGUCAAAAAUAUUGAGACAAAACAACUUUAGCUAGCAAAACGCGAUUCAGCAGCCAUAGUUUUGGUUUUCAAAGUCGGCGCUUUUCGCUACUAGUGGGAUAACAUAUAGCCUAGUAGUAGCUGAACCAAUCAGAACGCAGCAUUGAUAAUAGACCACUAGUUGGAUUUUACUAAUUCUUGAUGGUCUUGGAUUCUAGAUUCCACACUGUGGAUUCCGGAAAAAUUCCAGGAAGUUGAUUUCAGAUGCCUUGUCAGUAGAACUCUGGAUUCUGGAUUCCAUGUCAAUGGAACUUGGAUUCCAGAUUCCAAUCGUUAGCGGGAUUCCGGAUUCCCAAGAUCAAGAUUCCAGAUUUCACAAGCAAAUAUUUUCACAGUUUCCAGCAUAUCUGGAUUAUCUGACAUGGGACGACCCAUACCUUUCCUUUCCCCCAAUCCUCAUAAUUAUAAUUUAUUUGACUACUAAUUAUUUAUAGAUUGUUACUACGGCAUCGGCGUUGGAUAUCGUGGCAAUGUGAAUAUCACCCGUUCGGGCCGUCCGUGUCAGCCGUGGGCCUCUCAAUGUCCUCAUCGUCACUGGCGAUUUCCUGAAGAUGUUGUCGAUGGUCAGAAUGACUCUAACAUGUGUCGUAACCCGGAUGCUAGUGCCCCGGAUGGACCUUGGUGUUACACUGCUGACCCUAAAGUUCGAUGGGAAUAUUGCAACAUAUCCCGAUGUCCUUCAAGAGGUCUUUAUGUAAAGUAUUUUCUUGUUUCUCAUUCAAUUCGGAUUAACAAUAGGAAAACCUACGCAUUCCCCGCUUGAGAGAGUUUGGGUGGGCCUCGGCAUGGUUUUUUCAAAACAAUAACUGAGCGAUUUCUCGGGCGCUGAUUGGUCGAGAGCCAUCUAUAGUUUUUACACUACUGUAUGAAAAAAGUCCAACGGUCAAUAGGCGUCUACACGAUGACUGUAGGAUGGGACACUGAUGGUAACAACAAAUUAAUAGUAAGAAUGAUCUUAUGAGCGACAAUUCCAAGUUAGAAUAUGGUUAAACCACCAUGCGCGUUUUAACACAACCUAAACGUUUAGCAUUUUCAUUCAUACUCUUUUGGAAACAACAACGAAGCGGAUUCUUGCACGGUUAUUUAACAUUAAGCUUUUGAUAGUUUGUGACUGAAACAGUAUCUUUGAACCUGCAGUUCCUGAAAACCCAGGGUUUUUGGAAGGCUACCCCUUCAAUUCAACUACAAUUUACAUAUUCUGGAAAAGCAUUCCUCCAUCUUUACACAAAGAACAACUGCUUGGCUACCGAAUACAGUACAGACGCCUUGGAUCACAGUUGUACAGUGAUCUGAAUGUUACCAGCAACAUCACAGAGACCGUUAUUAGCAGACUUGACUCUCAAACUUCGUAUGAGGUUAAAGUCAACGGAUUUAACGAGAAUGGUCAAGGACAGCCUGGGAACAUCCUUGUGGUCAAAACCUUGCAAGAAGGUAAGUACAAUUCUACGGACUACUCCAAACUUUGUCUUGGUAGACAAGUGUUUAUGUAUUGCUGGUUUACACAGUCACUACGCCAUAAAAAAUAAAAAUGGGCACCAUUCGAUAAAUUAAGUCAAGAAUCUAAGGAAUAAAAGAGGAAAAAAAGGAAAGCAAUUUUGCAAAAAUUUAGGUAUAUAUGGUCUUUCGUGCGCAAGAUACUUGGAGAAAUGAUUUAAUUUUUACUUGCAUGAUAAGAAUUCAUAAAAGAUUUUGUUUCAUUUUCAGGAGAGAUUCUCAAUGAUGUAAACUUCACGUUCAUAUUCGACACGAAAUUUCAGAAUGAGCUAUUAAAUAGCAGUAGUAACGAAUUUAGAGCGAUGGAAAAUAAAAUACGAUUUUCGGUGAGUACGAGCUUUUUUGAAGUCAUUUACUAAAACAGUACAAAGUCGGUUCUCCGUUGUUUUUUUCGCUGUCGCCUAUUGACUAACACCUCGUUCUGCACGAUCUUUGGACUCCAGCUGCGGUAAGAUAACACCUUGUUUGCCUCAACCCCCGAUCAAUGUGCUGAUAUCCUCUUAGUUCCAGAGGUAGUGAGCUUAAGUAAGGAUGACUCGUCCUUCUCGUAUAAUUCAUACUUUGGAUAUUCGUGGGAAAAAGAUGAUUAAAAAGAAGACUGGUCAGUGGAAACACCGUGACAUAGGCCCGACUAUGGGAGUUGUUCUCUCCAGGUUACGGGACUCUUACGGGCUUCAGACACCGAAACGUUUGAGAAUUCAUCAUUUUGCUUGCCUAGUUCAUACGGGUCUGUCAUUUCCUAGCACAUACAUACUUCAGCUAGAGCGAUUAACGGUUUCCGUCCUCUUUUAAACGAUUGCGAGGUGGUUAAUUUUGCUAACUGAUACUUAACGUAUAGACAGCCUUGAUUGACUGAAACGUUUAACAUUGCAGGUAAAACUCCAAUUCAAUGACUCUUCUCCACUCAAGAUAUACGAUAUCAGAGUAUUACGCUUCAGGUAGUUUAUAUCAGGACGUCAUCAAAUCCCUCUUUGGUGUCUGUACUCAUUGAUCAUUUGAGACUUUUUCUCAAACAAUUUACUGCAUUAUAUUAGAGAGCUUUUCUGUACUCUAAAGAUUAAAACUAUUGUUCGUAAAUGCUCUUCGACGCUUAUGUCGCGAUGGGGACCCAUUGCUCGAUGUUGAUAGUUUUUGGCUUUAGAUUAGGAUACUCCCACAAAAGAAUGCCGGAAGGAGACACCUCGGUGUAUUAAAUUAAGGGUGAUUUAGCAAAAGAACGGGAACGUCAGCUGACGUCGGGAAUGGGCGCGGGAAGGUCAUAGAAGGCCUGACUUCCGGUGCCCAGUUUGUCGCUCGGCUAUUAGUAAAUGCCUUGUUUUAGAUCUACGCUCACCGUCGUCAUUUACCGUUCCAUCGUCUUUGCUAAAUCUGCAACUUUAAAAUAUCCACAUCCUACUCACCAAUCCUCCAAAACCUUUUAACUUUAUUAACUGGAUUUUCAAUGUGUCUCCUCCAUAUUGCCCGCCGUUCUCUCCUCAGAAUCCCCUAUAAAAGAGGAAAAUCUGAUCUUAGGUGAAGAGGAAGCAAAGUUUCAGCGUUGCUCAUGCAUGCUAAUGAGUGAGAUGCUUACUUAUAUACUGCGCCUAAUUUAUUUUUUAUUCUCAUCUUACAUGUAAUCAUCAGUGGUGGAAGUGUUAAGGCCGACAUUUUGGUUUUAACCAAAGUUGAGGAGCAGACUUCGAAAGCCAAGGUUUCAACUUUUUUGAUGGAUGCAUUCGACACUGUAUUCAAAAACAGACUCGGUAUUUCUGCUGUUAUUGUUAAUGGUAAGUGGUCAACAACGGAUAAUAAUUUUUUGCUGAUUUAUCACACUUCUUAUUUUGUUUUUAAAUUUCUUUUGUUAAUUGUUUCUUAGUUUUACUGGUAUUAUAUGUAAGGGAAUCCAAGAGACUUGGAUUCUGGAUUCCACGCCGUGGAUUCCGGAUUCUUUGUCAGUGGAUUUUGGACUCCGGAAACCAAUCGUUGAUGGGAUUCUGGAUUCCUUGAGCUGUUUUCCGGAUUCCAAAGACCAGGAUUCCGGAUUCCAUACGUACCAUAAGCAUAAAUUUCCCGGAUCCCGGAUUCUCCUAAACGGGGCGAUAUAUAUGUUGAUAAGCAUGGCACUUUGAGCGACUCUUAUAUUGCCGAAGUAAAAGCCACUUCAAAAACUUAAAAUACUUUGCCUGGGUUGAUACUCUUACUGGUAAUGGACUACCAUUUCGCAACGAAGUCGUGUCAUCAUUUUCUGCAGGUGUACUCGCCUCUUUAUAAACUAAUAGAAGAAUAAGAACAGAUUUUGGCUCUCUUUAUCUACAGAAAAACCGCCUGCACCCAGAAGCCUAAAGGUAACAAAUGUCCAGUCAAAGUACAUUGUGUUAACCUGGGAAAGUCCACGAUAUGGCAGUAAUUUCCACAUUCACAACUACACAGUUGAGCGCAGGAAAGAACACGCCAAAAGUUUUACAGUUGUGGCAACAUUACCAUACACCCAAACUGGAAUGAUAAUGGAAGAUUUAGAACCAGCCACAGAGUACACGAUAAGAAUGUCAAGCAACAACGAAUAUGGGAGAUCUGAUGAUGGCGCUUCGCUAACGCUAAGCACCUCACCUAGUAAGUGCUCCUAUAAGUAAGGGCUUUGGAAAAAAAGAAAAUAAAUGCAAUCAAAUCUUUACUUCAAUUUUCCCUUCAAUGAUACAAGAAUAGGACUGUCCUGAAAAUACAGCUGAUGGUUUAAUUCUUUCAAAGGAAAGUAGUAUAGUUGGGACCAUAUGAGCGGGGGUUUCUGAGAACGAAAUCAACGUUUUCCAGCAGUUUUCAGUAUUUCAACUGUGACGUUUUAUCAGAUGACGCUAUGAAGAUAACAUUAAAAAAGGCCAAAUUUACCUCUAGAUAAAACAAGUUAAACAUAGCACGUUAUAAACUUAUAACGGGACAAAAACGUCCUCUGAAUUUGAGGUGUGAUCCGGAUACUAGUAGAUGGAGUGGUCCAAUAAGCCACCUUCGGCGAAGGACGCUAACACCAUGUUAAUCACACCAAAGACUACAAAAAUACGGGGGAGAAAGAAGAAAAAAAGGAAAAUACGGAAGAAUCAGACAGUCAAGAACACCGGUCAAACAUGAAAAAAUUCAGGAUUUUUCCUGGUCUUCACUUUCCUUUUUUCUCUACAGACAGGUUUAUCAAGAAGCUGAUGCUUACGAUCAUCUUGCCUUUGGGAUUAGCUGUUUUCUUUGUCUUGUUUGUUUACCUCAAGUUUCGCCCAACUUGCUCACAGUCAGAGCAACAAGAAAAGGUAAAUCAGGAUGGGUUAAAAUUAAUGCAAUCUUCUGCAGUUUUAUAGCUGUUACAGGCCUGAAGAUCCAACUUAUAGAUUCCAAGAGGGUUUCAAUCCAUUUUUUCUGGGCUCAUCUCCUUUUUACUAUCGCCUAAUCGGGAGGAUAUUUACCUUUUAUUCUUUUUAUACAUGUACAGCUGCGAUAAGCAAUACUGAUAGUGCGAUUUCCUUAGAUGGUAAUAGGAGAGCGAGGCAAUUGGAUUGAACUUCCCAGAUCAGCUGUCGAGUUUAAGGAGAAGUUAGGUGAAGGGGCAUUUGGUGAAGUUUUCAAAGGAGUGGUCAGGAUCAGCGGGAAAUUUACAAUCUGUGCGAUAAAGAAACUUAAAGGUAAAUUAGCCUGGAUUUGCUGAGUCCAGAAGGCUAUUAAAUGAUGAUGUUGCGUUGUCAAAGAAGAUAAAAAAUAGAAUACAGAAUCUCCAUUUUCCCUACAUAAAAGUGACAGUUAAUUUUAUACUUGAAUUUUAUAUUUUCUUACAGCGAACGCUACAGAGGUCGAAAAACGUGAUUUGAAAAAUGAACUCGAAAUAAUGGCUACAGCUGGCAAACACCCCAAUUUAGUAAGUCUUCUAGGAGCUUGUACAGAAACAGGUAGGUAACAACUCGCAAUAAAGACAUUUUCUAGCGUGAAUUCAGGAAGGAGCUAUGACCGAGCGACUUAAGCUUCCAACUGUCUGAAUUUAGGUAAUAGUCAAGAGAAGUCUUCUUUCGAGAAUUGAGCGACUGCCUUGUUUAAAAUACCCGAUGACCCUUCUAACUUUGCACCUACAAUACAUACGGGGAUUCCAAACCAUCAGGCUCUUCUCGGUACAGAGGCAACGUACACUGAGUGUUCUUAAUUUUAGCUGUUAUCGUGUCUGUUCAAAAUCACUUAUAACAAUGUUGACCCAACAAUUUUGGGAGUUGUUGCAUCCGUUUGCACGUGUUUUUUUGAGAAAAAUUGAGAGAAGCUCAGACACUUAUAUAACUUAUGAAAUAUUGAUUUUUGAUUCGUUUUCAGAGCCUGUAUUGGUGGUGGUACGUCUAGCUCAAAAUGGCUGUCUACUAGAUUAUCUGCGGAAAAGCAGAGAACAUCUCUACAUCAACGUGGAAAAAUCCAAAAUCAACUUUGAAUUAAGCGAUAGAGUAGGAAUUGCACGCGAUAUUGCCAAUGGAAUGUUACAUCUUUCAAACAGAAAGGUACGAUGCAUUUGAAAAAUGUUCCAUUGGGACAAUUCAAAGUAGACAGACUGCAAAUUAUAUUAGUUGCUAAAAUAUAUAUAUAUAUCUAAGUGUCGCAAACUGUUCAUCAGUAGGAUGAUGCAAUUAAUUCAUGAAGGAUUACUCCAUAAGACAGUAAAUAAAAACAAUGAACCAACCCUCACAAUUCAACAAGUUAAUAGAGUGGUUCUAACAUAAUGGCACAACCGACAAAGUGAUGCGAGCUGUUGCGAUUUCAAAAUGGCGACGAAGACAUGACAUUUAACAAAUUUUUGCAGAGCGCAAUAUUACCUGAGCCUGAGGUUAAAUUAACUUAUAAUGGAGAAUUCCAGUGUUUAAUUGUUUUUGCUUUUUAGUGUAUUCAUCGUGAUCUUGCAGCACGAAAUGUGCUCCUUGACGAAAACUUCGUUGCUAUGGUUUCUGAUUUUGGCUUGUCACGUGACGUGUACGAAAGCGGCGCUUAUGAGAACACAUCAGGGGUACGUCAUGUAUUAGAAAUGUAUUGUCAUGUAUUGUUUCUUACUUAACCUUGGGUUAUGCUUAAGUAAUGAUCUAGUUUAAUAUUGUAGAUAUUUUCCACUUGAUUAUGCAUGUAUGCUUUUAGUAGCUGUUUAAUUUUUAUUUAUUGUGAACUUUAGGUAGCCCUUCAGUGAGGGGGUUUGUUUCCUGUUUAGGGUUCUCCUGUCAAUAUUUGUAGUCUUUGUAUGAAAGAAGAUUCACCGCAUUUUCCGCCCUCGCUAUGCGGCAAUGCGCUUUCCCUACCCAUGAGAAUGUUUUCAUUUUCACUCAUAGAAUGUGUCAAACUACAGAGAAGCAGGUUACAAACUAAGGAUGUAAGAAACACUUGUGAAGGCAAAACCACAACGACAAACCAGUGAGGGUCAGCCGGAUCUUAAGUAGACCUGGAUCAGUAAUUUCUUCGAUAAAAAAUUUUAAAAAUAAUAAACUGACCCUUGCGGUAGGAAGAGUAAUAAUGUCCGAUAUUUCGGUUUGCAACACAAACCUUUAACGGGGACUAAAAAAAUAGAAAUGAUGAGGACUAAGAGUUACAAACAAUAGCCAAGAAAAAUUUACAGUUUCACAAGUUCCCCACAUAGGAUUCUAUAUGUUUUAUCAUUAUGGAUUGUAAUUGUAAGCAUAGGUUUAAUUCACUACGUUUUUCUGCUUCAAUUUCAUACCAGGGUGUGUUGCCAGUUCGUUGGAUGGCACUUGAAUCUCUUGUGGAUUAUACAUACAGCACCAAGACUGACGUGUAAGUUGUAUUUAACCCUUUAAAAUAUAUUCCCCUUUCUUGUUCCAUACUUUUCUCAUAGAAGAAGUGGGGAGAAAUGGUUAAAAUAUCACGUGGAUCACUCCUGGAUGAUCAGUCACCCUUAAAAGACCACUAAAGUUGUGUGCUUAGUGCUCUGGCUGUUGAAUAGAAGCGAGGCUGAAGAUGACAUUGUUUUGUUACAAACCUUCCUGCUUCUUAUGUGCAAUCGUGUUAUUCUCAUGCUAAAAAGCCAGUGAACAAGAUGACUUUAGAUACAAGUGAUCCAUACAAGCUGUGAUAAGGCUGUGUUCAAUGCAGAAAAUAAAAUGAAAACAGUAACCGAUUAAAAUCAUUUCUUUCAUUGCAGCUGGUCAUUUGGAGUUGUAUUGUGGGAAAUCGAAUCUGGAGGUACAACUACACUGAACUCUUCUGAAUAUGCUCUGGGUGUCCGACAGUACUUGACUGUUGUAGCAUUGACUUUUUGAAAAUAAAUAAAAAAAACAGUAAUAUAUAAACGUAUUUUGAUCAGCAGUGCUAAAGCUUGUUUCAAAGCGCUUUUUCUAGUCGGCUUAUAAGCCCCCUCGGAUAUAAGCCCCUGCGUUUGUCAAUCUCCUUAAGCCCCUAGCGAAGUUGUAUUAGCCCAGGGUUUAUAGGUGACAAUUUACUGUAUUGUCAUACCAUAGUAUGAGGAGUGUGUGCAAAAUGAUACUGACAUAAUUUGUGUUUUCCGUUGUUCUCCAGGUGAAAUGCCUUAUCCAGGUCUGGCUGGGAUGGAGUUGGUGGACUUUUUGAAAUCGGGAAAGCGAUUGAGACAACCGGAUGGAUGCCCUGAUAAUAUGUAUGACCCAGAAAUAUAGUAGCUCAUUUCAGAAUUACCUUAAGCCUGAUUAUUAUGGGAGGACCCGCGGGAUCCCGUGCCCGGUGCAUACCUAUUUAUGUGUUUAGCCAUAUGUUUGAAAAUGUAAUGGCUAAAAUUACAGCUAUUUAACCGGAGUAAGGCUAAAACGUAACUUGCGGGUCCGACAGACGCAAAAAUUCCAUCACAGCAGAAAAAGGAAAGGAAAAAUAGGGACAUCAAGGCCGUAAAAAGGACGAGGAGGAGAGAAAAAGCAAUGGCAGCAUUAUUUUAUACAAUGGAUGCCUUCAACUUAGAUAAAGACUAGGCAAAUCAGCUGGUAAGGUGUUGGUCUCUAUUUAAAAGCUUUGUUUCUUUCUUGCAGCUUUAACAUCAUGACGUCAUGUUGGCAUCCAGACCCCUCACAACGCCCUUCAUUCAACGAGAUAGUUACCUCACUUGAUCAAGCACUGCAAGCAAUAAGGUGCGUGUGUGUCUUUCACAUUGACAUCCCAACCGUCCAUAGCCGCCUUUCUGGAAAAACGUAUCUUGUACCACUUGCGAUGUCAUAAAUUUUUCAGAAAUUUUAUAGACAUCAUUGACACCUUCAUUGUUAACAUACCCAAAUGAGCACAAUUAAGUCCAACAUGCCAGAGAAAUGUUGACUAGAAAAUUCCAGUGAACAUCUUGUCCGACUGCACACUUUUACUUCCUUUCAAACUUUACAAUCCUAGGGGUUUUUGAGAAAGAUUUUCUCACCAAAAUGAAGCCUAGCAAAUGCCCAGUAAAAGAAAAAUAAACCGAGGAAAAGUAACUGAAAGCAAAAGAAGCGGCGAAGAUACAAAGCGAAUGGUUAAAGUAUAAACUUGGAUUGCAAAUGAGCAACUUGUACAAUUCAGGCUUUUUUUUUCGAAAUGUAGACCAUGAUGUUACAAAAUAGAUCCCUUUUUGCCGCAGGCCAGUUCACAUGUAAAUCAAUCGUCCCGCAUGUGGUAUCAACACACCAAGACAGACGUAAAAAGAAGUUCGUCACUGACGUUCUUUAUAACACAACACGUCUGUGUUCCUUUUGUUCUCUGUCAUCACCUUUUGCUAAAACUUUUCGGGGCCCUCACUCAACUAGUAUAGAACCGUUAAUUAAUAUUAUCGACCCACAGUCCUAAAAACAACACGUUAUGAAAUGACUAAGGCAUGCAUUUAGCAGAAGUUGCUUCUUAAUCUUUUACAUUUUUAAAACAUGUUAUUAUCCCUUAAUAAUCAGGAUUAAUCCAACUGAUGAGACAACCGAGUCUACACUUCAAGGAAAUAUAAAUGUGGCAUUGGUAACUGAUGAAACGAAUGACGAUAGCAUCUGCAUGAACACGAGAGACGAAAUCUCUCAAUUUGGACUUCCAGCAAAAGACGACCUGGGAUCGGAAGCCGAGAAGCAAAAACACAGCGAAAUCAGAAGUAGCCUGGGAGAUCAGAUCUCUUUAUGUGAACUUCCUAGAACUCUAACUGAGGGAUCAGAAUCCCACGGACAAAUUAAGAAUCAGAGAAAACAGAAUCAGUCUGUGAAAUCAAAUCUUUAUGUUUGA
Porites evermanni is the source of this 15247-nucleotide messenger RNA. The record is from the annotation of a GenBank genome assembly. Lineage: Eukaryota; Metazoa; Cnidaria; Anthozoa; Scleractinia; Poritidae.